Messenger RNA from Trichomycterus rosablanca, 1314 nucleotides. RefSeq names its product collagen and calcium binding EGF domains 1 (gene ccbe1). The record is from RefSeq and is a predicted model, not a curated record. The transcript has 11 exons. Lineage: Eukaryota; Metazoa; Chordata; Actinopteri; Siluriformes; Trichomycteridae. Gene Ontology annotation, molecular function: calcium ion binding. Bases 1 to 1152 code for a protein of 383 amino acids.
AUGAGCUGGCCGGCGUUCAUGUUGUUGAAUUCGUGCUGUGUGGUGCUGGCGAACGCUCAGACGUCAGCGAUGGAAUCCGUGCAGCGCAGAACUGGAACGCUCUCUGGUAACCGAUACGGCCCGCGUGCGUCGUCUGCCAGACGCUCCAUCGUUCCAAGGAAGAAGUGCUGUGAGGGCUUCAAAUUCGUGCUGGGCCAGUGUAUCCCUGAAGAUUACGACGUGUGUUCUGAAGCACCGUGUGAGCAGCAGUGUACCGACCACUUUGGCCGCGUCGUCUGCACAUGUUACCCCGGUUACCGCUACGACCGGGAUCGCCAUAGAAACCGGCAGAAGCCGUACUGCCUAGACGUGGACGAAUGUGCCAGUAAGAACGGGACGACGUGCUCUCAGAUCUGCAUCAACACGCCCGGCAGCUACAAGUGUUACUGUGAGAGCGGGUUCGUCCUGGAGGGGGACGGGAGGACCUGCAGGAAAGGGGAACGAGCGCCGCACUUCGAGAAGUCCGAUAACGUGAUGAAGGCGGGAACCUGCUCGGCCACGUGCGAGGACUUCCACCAGAUGAAAAGCACCGUCUUUCAGCUCAAGCAGAAGAUGACCACCAUGCUGGCCAGUAACACCGACAUCAGUAAGCAGAUGACCAGUGAGAAGACGCGCUCCUUUCUGCCUGGACCUCCGGGACAGCCUGGACCUCCCGGUGGUCCCGGUCCUAAAGGUUCUUCUGGACCCCCGGGUCAGCCUGGUGCUACGGGGCAGCCCGGCCCUCGGGGCCCGAUGGGGCCGAUGGGGCCCUCACCGGACCUCUCGCACAUCAAGCAGGGCCGACGCGGAGCGGUGGGACCCCCCGGUGCUCCAGGCAGAGAUGGCAUGAAGGGAGAAAAAGGCGAUCCUGGACCCUCCGGACCUCCGGGACCGCCGGGCUCCUUUGACUUCCUGUUGGUGCUGCUGGCCGACAUCCGUCACGACAUCGCCGAGCUGCAGAACAGAGUGUUUGGCAGGCAGCCGGACUCCCCCGCAGGCGACUUCUGGAAGGAGGGCGUGGACGUUGUGGACGGCGUGGACGGCGGCUCAGGAGAGGACUACAAAUCCCUCGGCCCGUCCAGAAGGAAGCGGAAACCGUCCGGCGCGUCCGUCCGUCCCGAGUGGAGGAUCUGAGAUGAACGGAGAGCUUUAUUAUUUGUACGAGUGACAGUAAGAGGACAGAACAGAGCUGAACGACGGAGGAACUUUAUUUAACUUUAUACUCUACACAUGAAGACGUGAAUGUAUUUCUUUGUACCAAAUUCUAUUUUUAUAACAUAAAGAUGUACAGAUUUA